Molecule: messenger RNA, 1747 nt
Organism: Aspergillus calidoustus
Lineage: Eukaryota; Fungi; Ascomycota; Eurotiomycetes; Eurotiales; Aspergillaceae
Source: the annotation of a GenBank genome assembly
GUGCGCCUCGGCGCCCCAGGCCAUGUACUUAUCUUUCCCAAAGUAUCUCCAACAUCUCAUUUCUUCAGUCAACCCCCCCGCUUCCCCAAGCCCAAUCAUGAAACCCACCCGCACCCACAAAAGCUGCUGGACAUGCAAAUCGCGGCGCCGGAAAUGCGACCGCGGACAUCCGACCUGCCUAUCCUGUUCGCAGCGCGGAAUCGUCUGUGAGGGGUAUGGUGUACGGCUGCGGUGGGGGUCGGGGGUUGCGUCGAGGGGUAUCUUUGCCGGACUGGACGUUCCUGUUAAGGAGAUUGAUGUUGGGGGGAUUGAGUUUGGGGACGGGCGUACUGGUGUCGGUGUUAGGGAGUGGAGGAGGGGAAGGAAGAGGGAUUUGGAUAGGGAGAGAGACAGAGCUGCGCUGGCUCAACAGCAACAGCAGCGGGAGAAGAUGGAGACGGUUGCGUCGGGUAGUAAUACUACCGAGGUUGAAACGGACUGUGAGAGUCGAAGGGUGUCUCUAGGCUCGGAUGCGAGUCUGGAUGAGAGAUUAUUCGACGAAUUCUGCUGCAGCGGCAUAAACAUUCUCUGCGGCAAAGCCAACGACCCAGACUGUAUCUUCAGAAACAGCCUUCCCACCCUAUGCCGGCAGUCCGAAGCCCUAUAUCGAAUCUGCCUAGCGCUCCAAGUUUCCGUCUCGCCAUGCCGCAGCGACCGAUUCUUCGAGUACUUUGAUACAGCCCUAAAGCACUUCCGUUCCGAGCUUAACCGCACCGGUACGGCGCAGUUGGCCGAUGGAACGUUUACGGCGGGGUUGCUUCUGUGUACGAUUGGGAUGAUCCGCGGAGCACCCUGGACCAUGCACCUCCAAGGCCUCUACAACGUCCUACUCACAAACGGCCUCACAUCCCUACGCUGGCAACCGACGCCAGUCCGCGCCCAUCUCCUCGAAGUACUAGGGAUAAUGGACCUCCCAAUGCUCACAAUUGGGCGUCAACGUCCAGCGUUUGGCGUUUGGAAACAAUACUGCCGAGAACGAAUCGACCCCGACGGGAUCGAAGUCGUCAGCGGACUGCCAAAGACUAUGCUAGACGUGUUUUCUUGCAUCGACGAGGGAACCGUCGCCGAAGAGGACUUCCGGAACUGGCCUGGGGCACGCGGGAGUCUCGUGGAGUGCCAACUCUGGGAAGCAUAUCGGGCAGCCGGGAUGCUCACUAUUCGAUAUCCAGGGUUGCUACUCGCUUCGUGGGCUCAGCCACAGCGAUGUAAAAACCAACAACCCUCUGGAAUCCACCUCCCAUCAACGGCCAUACUCGUGUCACGAAUUCUAAGCAACAUCGACGCAAUCUGUCGGUUUUCUGCAGGUGAAGAGGGCCAGAAAUCUCUCGUCCUCAACGCAACCCAAUACCCCGUCCUUGUCGCCGGCCUGCAAACAGAGAUCGUGAAUGGGGACUCGGAUCUAAAGCGCGUUAUCACGACAUGUCUGUCUAUAAAUACACGACGGAUUGAGUCAAACCGAUGCUUGCUUGGGAUGAUAGAGGAAUGGUGGCGGUUAGAUGGGACCGGGGAGGUAGCGAGUAGUAGUAUACAUAACAUAGCUGAGAGCCGGGGGGUAGAGCUGGGAUUGUUCUGAUAUAGAUAAUGACUGGAAUGUAUCCAUACUCUGUAAGCGCUUCAGCCGUAUUCAUUGGCAAAUGCUGGUAGUUCCUGCAUGGCAAGCAGCGAUUGGUUCCCUCGUCUAAUCCUCACAGCAAGGCAGAGCGGCGCU